Molecule: messenger RNA, 2722 nt
Organism: Lactuca sativa (garden lettuce)
Lineage: Eukaryota; Viridiplantae; Streptophyta; Magnoliopsida; Asterales; Asteraceae
Gene: RH39
Product: RH39
Molecular function (GO): nucleic acid binding; RNA helicase activity; ATP binding
Source: RefSeq, a predicted model, not a curated record
UUUAUAGAUCAAACCCACUCCUAUGCUAUCACCAACACACAUACAAGCGCCACUCUGCAACAAACAUUCCGGCAAGAUGAUGGUAAAAUUGGGAGGAACUGCAAGAAUCCUAACCCUUUCCUUAUCUUCAACCUCCACCACCCGUCUCUCUUUCUCUAUCCUCUCUUUCCCUAAAAUCAACCGUCCUCGUAGGGUUUAUCAAGGGUUUAGGGGGCUCUCCACCACCGCCGCCGCCGCCACCACCACCCCCUUCACUGACGAACCUUCAUUAGAAUCAUCCAAACACUCUAUCCUCCUCGAACGCCUCAGAAUCAGACACCUCAAAGAUUCAGUAGGUAACACUUACAAAACCAAUAACAAAAAGCCACAAUCGAUACCUUUUCAGGAGAGCGAGAUCGAUGACGGAUCUUCUAAGCAUUUUAAGAACAAGAAGGAAGAAGAAACUUCGUUUUCGGAAUUGGGGUUGAGCGAAGAGGUUUUAGCUGCGUUAACGGAAAUGGGUAUUACAGCACCAACUGAGAUUCAAAGUUUGGGGAUUCCCGCUGUGCUUGAUGAAAAAAGCGUGGUUUUAGGGUCUCAUACUGGCUCAGGGAAGACACUUGCUUACUUGUUGCCUCUUGUUCAGUUGUUAAGACAAGAUGAGGCAUUGAAUGGCAUGGUGAUGAAGCCCAGGCGUCCACGUGCCAUUGUCCUCUGUCCAACAAGGGAGUUAUGUGAACAGGUAUUUGGUGUUGCAAAGUCAAUUAGUCAUCAUGCUCGAUUCAGGGCAACAAUGGUUAGUGGUGGUGGUCGUUUAAGACCCCAAGAAGAUGCACUGAAUGCACCAAUCGACAUGGUGGUGGGGACACCUGGCAGGGUUCUUCAACAUAUUGAAGAUGGAAACUUAGUCUAUGGUGAUAUCAGAUAUCUGGUGUUGGAUGAAGCAGACACCAUGUUUGACCGAGGUUUUGGUCCAGAUAUCCGGAAGUUUCUAGGCCCAUUGAAAAACCGUGCAUUAAAAGCAGAUGGUUUAGGGUUUCAAACUAUUUUGGUGACUGCAACAAUGACAAAUGGUGUACAAAAGUUAGUUGAUGAGGAGUUUGAAGGAAUCGAGCAUCUUCGCACUUCAUCUCUUCAUAAAAAGAUUGCUUUAGCUCGACAUGAUUUUAUAAAGCUUUCAGGUGCAGAGAAUAAAUUGGAAGCAUUGCUACAGGUUCUUGAGCCAAGUUUAGCAAAAGGAAAUAGAGUGAUGGUGUUUUGUAACACAUUGAAUUCAAGCCGAGCAGUUGACCAUUUCCUUGGUGAAAACCAACUCGCUACUGUUAACUAUCAUGGUGAGGUUCCCGCUGUCGAAAGGGUUGAAAACCUCAAAAAGUUCAAAAGUAAUGAUGGAGAUUGCCCCACACUCGUUUGUACAGAUUUAGCAGCUCGGGGUUUGGAUUUGGAUGUUGAUCAUGUUAUCAUGUUUGAUUUCCCCAAAAACUCUAUUGACUACCUUCAUAGGACUGGAAGAACCGCUCGCAUGGGUGCCAAAGGAAAAGUGACAAGCCUAAUUACAAAAAAGGACAUGACUCUAGCAGAUCGUGUGGAAGAGGCCAUGAGGAAAAACGAGAGCUUAGAAUCUCUCACUGUAGACAACGUCCGAAGAGACAACAGCAGCAGACCAAAACUACAACACAACAAAUCAAAAGCCUCAAAAUCAAUCAAAAUCUCCGAUCAAAAAACAAACAAAAACUUCAGAAGCUCAGUGGGACCCACAUCCAGUAAAGUCACCCCCUUUUCCAAAUCCAAACCACCUGUUAAAAGAGGCCCCAAAUCCUCUGCUACUAAAGUAGCCUCCUUCUCCAAAUCCAAGAAACCCAUGGGUCAUGCCUCUGGUUCUACCGGACCCACAAAGUUUUCAAAACCUAAAAAACCGAUUGUGAAAAUUGGCGGGAAAACAAAAAGUAGUAGUAAUAGCCAAAAAGGCGGUGGUGUUGGGAAAUCGACGUCGAAGCUGAAUGUUGUUGGGUUUAGGGGAAGAAGCUCUUCAUCGGGUUCAGUUAGGGCUAGUUAGUUAGUUGAUCGAUUCACUAAUAAUACGGGUAAGAGCAAGGAGUCUUGGUUUUGGAGGAACGACGUUUCCUUCAGAGUCGUAAAUUAUGACCCCUGAGAAAUCUGGUAGUUGACACUUUCCGCCCAUGAGUAUAUUCUUUUGCCAAACGGAUUCUUCUUCUUCUUCUUCUUCUUCUUCUUCAUCUUCUUGAAAGACAUGGUUCAUGCUUUCAUUGUUGAGUUGUAUAACAGGUUCUUCAAAAUCAUAACUGUAGCAAGCUUUCAAACGAUGAACCCAUUUUUUAGAAUGACUAGCACACAUGAACAAGGUCAAUACACAAAAGAAGAAGACAGACCCAAUGGCUAGGCUCACUUGUGGUGCACCGGUUAGAACAUGGUUAGGAAGUGGUCGAGCCAUUGGUUUGUUUUUUUUAGGGUUUAUGGUUGAUGUUAGGUGUUAAAGAUUGUGCAUGGAGAUGUUGGGUUUUAUAGUGUGAUUUUGUGUUUUUUGUUUAGGGUUAUGAGGAUUUGUUAAGGUUUUAUGAGAUGGGUAUAGGUGGAAGACUAUGAAGAGUGUAAUGGUUAAGUUUUAUGAAUUAGGUGGCCUGUUUUGGAAUAGGAAUUUGCUGUGGAGUAGGUGUUGACUUGUAUGAGAACUUAAAGAUCGUUAUGGUGAAUUCUAAAAACAUAUAUAGAUAAAUUAACGUCA